Messenger RNA from Chaetomium fimeti, 1479 nucleotides. RefSeq names its product nucleosome assembly protein. Gene Ontology annotation, cellular component: nucleus; chromatin. Bases 214 to 1227 code for a protein of 337 amino acids. The transcript is spliced from 3 exons. Gene Ontology annotation, biological process: nucleosome assembly. Gene Ontology annotation, molecular function: chromatin binding; histone binding. NCBI's taxonomy places the organism in Eukaryota, Fungi, Ascomycota, Sordariomycetes, Sordariales, Chaetomiaceae. The record is from RefSeq and is a predicted model, not a curated record.
CGACAAACAAUUUGUGAAUGCCAAGGCCUGCACAAUUUCGCAACAGGGCGGGACCUGCGCCGUGUUAGUCGCUGAACAUAGUGGGCAACGAGAAGAAUUUUUCUUCCAUCCCACACUAUUUCAUCCAUCUGUCGCCAUCAUUGUGGUCCCAGAGCCUUUUCCAUUCUUCUUCCACCCAAGAUAUUCCCAUAUCCGCCAAAAACAACAGAAAAAAUGGCCGCCGCUCUCGAAGAAACCAUGGUCAGCUACGAGGAGCUUUCCGACCUCGAGCAGGAGUUCGAUGAUGUCGAGACUGAGAUCAUCCGUCAGCAGUACACCCUCUCCAAGCCGCUCUACGUCCGCCGCGCCGAGCUGCUCGCCAAGAUCCCCAACUUCUGGGCGCUCGUGCUUGAGCAGGCGCCCAUGGACAUUGACGAGUACAUCCAGCCGUCUGACUCGGCCAUCCUCCUGACCUCGCUCAAGAACCUCUCGGUGAACCGCUUUGAGCUGGACGCCGACGAGAAGAAGGGCGACCCGCGCAGCGUCGCCAUCCGCUUCGAGUUCGCCGAGAACGAGCACUUCGAGGACACGGUGCUGGAGAAGAAGUUCUGGUGGCGCCAGAGCAAGGACGGCUUCGCCGGCCUCGUCAGCGAGCCCGUCGAGAUCAAGUGGAAGAAGGGCAAGGACCUGACCGACGGCCUUCUGAGCCUGGUCAAGGCCGUCUAUGACGAGCAGCUGGCGAAGCCCAAGCAGGAGAAGAAGGGCAAGGCCGAGAAGGUGGUCCUGACCGAGAAGCAGAAGGCGCUCAAGGAGAAGAUCGACAGCACCGGUAUGGGCGGUGUUAGUUUCUUCGCCUGGUUCGGCUACAUUGGAGAGUACGUCUCUGCCGAGGAGAGCAAGGAAGCGACUGAGGAGGAGAAGGAGGAGCGCCGGAAGAGGAAGGCUGGUGAGGAGGUGCCCAAGAAGGAUGAGGAUGAGGAGAUGGGAGAGGGCGAUGAUGAGGACGAGGACGAGGAUGACGAUGACCUGGACAUCUUCCCCAUGGGUGAUGCGGUUGCCAUGGCGAUUGCUGACGACCUGUGGCCCGGCGCGCUCAAGUACUUUAUUCAAGCUCAGGAGCAAGACGGUAUGAGCGAACUCGACUUUGAGACGGACGAUGAGGAUGAUGAAGAGGAUGACGAAGAGGAGGAGAGCGCGACCAGGCCGCAGAAGAAGCAGAAGGCCUGCGCCCACGGCUGCAAGCACUAAGCCGGAACUGCUAGGUCUUGUUACGAUCAGGUCUGCGAUACCCCCUAAACUCUCAUGAUUUGGACACAAGAAUUUGUUAUGAUGAUGGAUAGACAAAAGUAGCUUGUUUUGCUGCAUAGACAAGAGCUCUUAGAAUGAAAACGAGCUCGAAUUUUCGCAAAGACGGGUUCCACUCACUUAGCCCAGAUCCAACGGGAGGUACAUCCCUCCUCAUCUGAGCCGCCGGCCAAGUCUCGAAGUGAUAUCACCCAC